Molecule: messenger RNA, 2824 nt
Organism: Sabethes cyaneus
Lineage: Eukaryota; Metazoa; Arthropoda; Insecta; Diptera; Culicidae
Gene: Ttc7
Product: tetratricopeptide repeat protein 7B
Exons: 6
Coding region: 26-2503 (825 amino acids)
Biological process (GO): protein localization to plasma membrane; phosphatidylinositol phosphate biosynthetic process
Cellular component (GO): plasma membrane
Molecular function (GO): protein binding
Source: RefSeq, a predicted model, not a curated record
GUUAGGUAUUUAUUCGGUAUAGUUCAUGAACGUUGGCGAAAUGGCCGGACGUAAUCGCAAUCAGAUUACUAAACUCGAAGCUGCUAUCGAGCAGUGCCGCGCCGAGGGUAAAUGGCAACGAGUUACCGAACUGUCGGACGAGCUGAAAGCAGGAUUUCCUCAAGUUGAGAGUCUGGCCAAUUUUCUGAUGGGAGAAGGUAAGCUAGAGCGUUACCUUGAAGAGCAUCCCCCAAUCGAGGAUAAUUUUCACAAGGCCAAACUGGGACUCUCCGAUGCUAAACGUUACCUUAACUCAGUGAUCGGUGAAAGCGGAAAAAAGGCAGGAAUAGCCCUGGAUGCUCAUUUGCUGUUGGCCAAAUUAUACUAUGCUUGUGGGCAGUAUGAUGAAUCUUUGCAAAAUUUUGUGCUAGCUGAAUUGAAUACUUUAUCCGAGAAGCACCUCUCACCGCGAAGUAUUCGGAUUCUAGCUGAAUCGUAUGCCAUCAAGGGAAUGUGCCUGGAGAAGAAAGGUACAAAAUCACUAUCUAAAUUUAAACAAUCCGAACAGGAAACGGAAAUGAUUACCUGCUUUGAGCGUGCUUCUGAUUUGGGUAUACUCUACCUGCAAGGUCAGGACACCACCAAUCAAUCGGAGAUUAGACGCAUGGGUGCCGUUUUGGAGACUGGAUUACAGCGGGCUCCGAUAGUGCUCAUUAAGCAUGGAAAGCUUCAGAAUGCUAUAGACCGAUAUCGGGUAAUGCUGAAUGCAGUUGAAACAAAAGCAACGCAGACCCUUCGACUAACAUUGGCUAGACAACUGGCGGAAGUUUUGUUAAGGGGAGUGUCUGGCACUAUUUACACUCCACCGACCAACUUGAGUACAGCUUCCAAAACUGGCUCGGCAAAUAAGCGUCUUUGGGAACCGAAAAAAUAUUCCGCUAGACAACAAUUUGUACCGCGGAAUCAACAUGAGGAAACCAUUCUUUUGCUGCUGAUAGCAGAAGCAUUGGCUGUGCGUGAUGCUGUGCUAUCACAAAGUCCUGAGUUCCGGGAAGCAAGAAUGCAUUCUCUAGGAAAUGCCGCCGCAAUAUAUGACCUACUUACUCUGUCAACGGUUCGUUGGAAUCAAGCUGGCAUUCUGCAUGACUCCUUGGAAAAAGCAUUGAAAUUUUCCUUUGGAGAAAGCCAUGUAUGGAAACAGUAUGCCACAUGCUUGAUUGCAAUGGGACGCUACAAGCAUGCUGUUUGUGCUUUGAAAGAGCAUGCUAAGCUGGAACCGCAGGACGGUUUAAGUUGUCUAAUGGCGGCAAAACUAUGCUACGAGCACUUGGAUCAAAUUAAAGAAGGACUUGCAUUCGCAGAGGAAGCUUUAUCGAUUGAAAGUAAAAGUCUGAGGCGAUCGCGUGCUCAGCUGUAUGUUGGAAUAGGACUGCAGCAAGUAGCGAUCUCUUCGAGUCUGAAAUCGGAAAAAGACCAAUAUAACAAGUUGGCAUUCGAAGCACUGGAACGAGCUGUGCAGCAAGAUCCAAAUGAUCAUCUCGCCGAGUAUUAUCUGGCAUGUCAGAAUGCGUUCAGUUACAAUAUAUCAGAAGCGUUGUUGCAUAUUACUAAUGCUCUUUCGCUACGCGCUGAACACGCGUCCAGCUUGCAUCUGUUUGCUUUGCUGUUGACCGCCAACAGACGUCCGAAGGAAGCAUUGGUAGUGGUGCAGGAUGCCGCUGAAGAAUUUCCCGACAACUUGAACCUUCUGCACGUUAAGGCUCACCUCGAGCUUUACUUGAAAGACGUAGAAACUGCUUUGGAAACUGUGCAGCAGAUGUUGUCCAUUUGGCGCGAGGUAUACGAGGUGCAGCUGGCCAACGCAGGCAGCGGAAUGGAGCACGAGAAUGAAAAGCACUCCGACACUCGAAGUGUUCUGCAAAUGCAAUCGUCGCAAAUGUCCGAUAAAGAUUCAAAUUCUAUUCACGCUGCUUCGUUGGCCGCUUCUCGUAUUGAACAUGCCCUAAGUGAAGCGGCCAGCUCUCUAAGCUCGUUUAGUCCUCGUCCGGGACCGCAAAAAGCUUGGAUGAUACAAUUUAAGAUUUGGCUUCUGCUGGCAGAUGUUUACCUAGCAAUUGAGCAACCUAAUGAAGCUAUUAAUUGCAUCCAGGAAGCAAGUUUAAUCAAUCAAGUCUCCCAUCAAGUGAUGUAUAUGCGUGGUCAAAUUCACGUCUACCAGCAGCAAUGGGUGGAAGCUAAGCAGUGCUUCCAGAACGCAGUCUGUGCCAAUCCUUACCACACGGAUGCUCUGCGGGCGUUGGGAGAAGCUCAUCUAACACUUGGUGAACCGCGUUUAGCAGAAAAAACAUUGAAGGAUGCCGCACGGAUUGACCCCAAUUGUCCGAAAAUUUGGUUUUUGCUUGGUCGUGUUAUGGAAAGCCUGGGAGAUUUUACGGCAUCAGCUGAUUGCAUGGCUGCUGCCUUGCAACUAGAACCAUCCUGCCCGGUGCUGCCUUUCACUUCCAUUGCACUUGUGUUCGAGUAAAGAAACCGAUACAGUAAUUAUAAUGGUGUCUAUAUGCGGGAAUCGUUACCACUAAUCGUAAAAGGUAUCUUGUUGUAUGUACGUACUAGCAUAAGGUUAUUGCACUCUUCUCUGCUGAAUAGUUUGUGGUUCGAUCUCGGUUAACUUAGUUUUCAGUCAACAUUCUAUUUUAUCAAUCGAUGGAUUUCUCACCAUUCAAGCAAAGGACGUUGUUAUCUAUUUAUAUAUCGUUAUUGUUGGACUAAGUAAGAUUUAUUGUGUGCAUUUAUCUACAUGGUAAUUGAUUAUAACGUGGUGUACAAUAAAGUAACAGCAAAUCGA